This is a messenger RNA of Ficedula albicollis (Collared flycatcher), 1217 nucleotides long. Its product is annotated as maestro heat-like repeat-containing protein family member 7. The record is from RefSeq and is a predicted model, not a curated record. Bases 154 to 1209 code for a protein of 351 amino acids. The transcript is spliced from 10 exons. Gene Ontology annotation, cellular component: cytoplasm. NCBI's taxonomy places the organism in Eukaryota, Metazoa, Chordata, Aves, Passeriformes, Muscicapidae.
GGAGCCUGGAGCUGACAUUGAGCCCCCCAGUGCAGCCCAUGUCUUGCCCCACCACCCCUGACAGCCCUGUGGGGCUGAAGUGUUUUGCCAAAGCUUUCCACAACACCACCCCAACACCCACCUCAGGAUCCCCCACAUCACCUACCCCACAGGAUGGAGGAGAAACCCCCUGCCCUCCCCAGGGAGGCCUGGGAGGAGGACAGCUCUUCCCAGGACAGCAACUCUUCACAGCCCCAGCUCUUCUACGACACAACCACGAUGCAGCCACUGCAGCUUGAUGCCAGCUGGUUGCCUAUAUACAAAGAAUCAGAGGAAGCUGUGGAUUUCAUCGUGGCCUUUGUCAGCAGGCUUGACAAGGACUUGCACAAGUUCACAUUUCUGAAGAGCACCUAUGUCCUGUGCAAAACUGCCUUGAAACACGGCUUGACCCAGGGCCUGGAUUUAUUCUGCCAAACAUGUGAAGUGGUAGAGAAUAUCAAGGAGCUCCUGGAAAAGGAGCCAAGGGACCGUCUGUCCUCGCACAUCCGGUACCUCGCCAUGAUUACCAUCGAUGAAUUAUGCUUGGUGGAGAAUGUGUUGGAGGGCAAAACCAAAAGCCUCCUCUCUGCCUGUUUCUCCAGUGUCUUAUACCUGCACAAGGCUGUGGGGGCUGAAAGGGAAAUGCCACACCACAGUGCUGCCCUCUACACCAAGACCCUGAAAUCCAUGGACAAAAUGCUGAGGACAGUGGUGCUCAGCUUUCCUGUCUCCAGUGUCAGCAAGGAGCUGCAGGACAUCUUUGAGCUGCUGCUGGAGUUCACCAAAUCCCAGAGAGAAGUUGUGCGGGACAGGGCUGUGGGGAGGAUUGGUAUCCUGACCAAUUUGCUGUCCAGCUAUUCCACUCUGAAGGCCUCUGUCAACAUUGGAAGAGACACUUCUGGACCCAUCUGCCCUGAAGACAUCUCAGUCCCAGCCAUAGGAAGGCUGGUGGGACGUCUCAUUCUUUUCCGAUAUUCCAAUGAACAAACAAGCUAUACAGCUUUCCAUGCUCUUUUUUCCCUUGCUGAAUUCCUCUACAAGGCAAGGCCAAGGGAUGGGUCAGACCGAUUCACCUGGGAAGCUGUGACCACCUCCUCGCUGUGUUCCCUGAGCACCGGAGACUGUACCCAGGUAAUGAUCCCCCUCCUUGCUGGGAUUCUUGUCCAUGGCAUCAGCAGGGCACUUGUGUGAGCAAAGGG